UCAACUCGACUUCGUUUUCGGGCAAUCCUUUGGCUUAACGCAACCGUCCUGUAUGUUGUCGGAAAGUUGAACGUAACCGUAAUUGCACUGGCAUCUGGGAGUACCACAGCGUAGGAAAUAGCAAGGAGGCAUAGCAAUGAAGUUACUACAAGUCUUUGGUCCGCAAAAAUUGCUACAUCCUUGGAAUGCGGAGUUCUUCGGACAUGGUUCUGUAAAGUGUCACUGACCGUGGAAAAUAGAUUGAAUACGAAAAAUGACAUUAUUGACAAAAACUUGGUGAAAACAAAUGGAACUGAAGAGUGA
This is a messenger RNA of Haemonchus placei, 303 nucleotides long. The record is from the annotation of a GenBank genome assembly. NCBI's taxonomy places the organism in Eukaryota, Metazoa, Nematoda, Chromadorea, Rhabditida, Trichostrongylidae.